Onthophagus taurus is the source of this 1497-nucleotide messenger RNA. RefSeq names its product Beclin-1-like Atg6 (gene Atg6). The record is from RefSeq and is a predicted model, not a curated record. Gene Ontology annotation, cellular component: phagophore assembly site; phosphatidylinositol 3-kinase complex, class III, type I; phosphatidylinositol 3-kinase complex, class III, type II. Gene Ontology annotation, biological process: mitophagy; autophagosome assembly; late endosome to vacuole transport. Gene Ontology annotation, molecular function: protein-macromolecule adaptor activity; phosphatidylinositol 3-kinase binding. Lineage: Eukaryota; Metazoa; Arthropoda; Insecta; Coleoptera; Scarabaeidae.
GAUCCCUUGUGUUAUUGUGAACUGUCAAAAUUUGUCAAAGCGAUUCUUAUUUUAUUUUUCAUUUCCUAUUUAAAUAAGCAAUAUUAAUGUUAAUUUAACCAAUUAUUUAUUAAAAUAACUUAUUUCAAACUUAAGUAAAAUGGCAGAUGAUAAAAUUCUCGUUUAUUUCAAGUGCCAACACUGUUUACAACCUUUAAGGUUGGACGAAUCUUUAGAUUCCUUCAGCGAACAUAUAUUCGCGGAAUUAACUCUACCGAUUUCAUCGGUUCCUGAUGUGGAUCUUGAGUCGCAAGCGACCAGUUUUGAUCAUUAUGUUCAUCCAUGUCGAUUAUCUGACUCAGGAAAUGGAGCCACAGGUUUUAUGUUGAUAUCUGAUGGGCGUGAAGUUGAAAUGGAAACUUUAAGUCAUAAAAUGCGAGUUAGAGCUGUUCUUUUUGAUCUUGUUUCAGACAAUUCUUUUAUUGAUCAUCCUCUUUGUGAUGAAUGUACUGAUUCUGUCUUACAACUUUUGGAGCAACAAAUACAAUUAGUUCAAACUGAUUGUGAGGAUUUUACUAAAUAUUAUAAUAAAUUGGAGAAGGAUACAAAAGAACCUUCAUUAAGUGAGUUACAAAAAGAAUUAGAAGAUGUUACAAGUGAAGAGAAGAGAUUGAUGGAAGAGUUGGAUGCUUUAGAACAAGAAGAAAAAUUAACAUUGGAAGCUAUUAAAGAGGAAGAAUUAAAAGCCAAAGAGUUGGCUAAAGAAGAAAAUAAUUAUUGGGAGGAGUAUAUAACACAUCGGGAAGAUUAUGAUGAUACAGAUGAUGAAUACAAGUCCUUAGAAAGACAAUUGCAGUAUACUCAAACGCAAUUAGAAAAAUUAACUAAUACAAACGUAUUUAAUGCUACAUUCCAUAUUUGGCAUUCUGGUCAUUUUGGUACGAUAAAUAAUUUUAGAUUAGGUAGAUUACCUUCUGUCCCAGUGGAAUGGUCUGAAAUUAAUGCAGCAUGGGGACAAAUUGCUUUAUUAUUAACUGCACUAACAAGAAAAAUUAAUUUGAAUUUUGAAAAAUAUAAAUUAGUACCAUAUGGAAAUCAUUCUUAUAUAGAGGUUUUAGCCGAUCAAAAAGAACUCCCUUUAUAUGGAUCUGGUGGUUUUAGAUUUUUAUGGGAUACCAAAUUUGAUGCUGGAAUGACAGCUUUUUUAGAUUGUUUACAACAGUUUAAGGAAAAAGUGGAACAGCUUGAUACAGAAUUUAUUAUCCCUUAUAGAAUGAGUAAGGGUAAAAUUGAAGAUGCCAAUGCUAGUUAUUCAAUAAAGAUACAAUUUAACUCUGAAGAACAAUGGACGAAAGCACUUAAGUUUAUGUUAACGAAUUUAAAAUGGACUCUCGCUUGGGUUUCCUUGCAAUUUAAAGACCAAGAAGAUGUUACCCUCUAAAAAAAAUAUUAUAGCUGUAGAAUAGAAUAUGUACAUUUUUGCGAAAAUUUUUUAGAAAAUAAAUUAAUUUAAAAAGA